UGGUUGUAGCAGUAACAUAUUUGUUGCAGAUAUCAAGUACUCUGAGUCCGACCUCGGACAACGUUUGCCCUGAGAAGUUGCCAUCAAUAAAUGAUGAAUUUCGAAACAUUUCAAAGGAUGCGUUUGGAGUAAAAUGCUGUCCAAACUUCUUGGAAAUAAACGGCAUGUGUAAACCAUGUCCAGCGGGAACUUACGGAAAGUCCUGUAUAAACCAGUGCUUACCGGGUUCUUAUGGAAUGCUAUGCAAAGCUAAAUGCAAUUGUAGUUCAGUCCAAGAAUGUCACAAUAUAUUCGGAUGUGUUUGUAAAACAGGUCAUAGAGGAGACAAUUGUGAUCAAGAUAUAUCCUAUGAAGACAGUACUGCCACAUUAAUAAUUUCUACUAGCAUUCCGAGUAAAUGUAUCAUUAUUGGAGAGACAACAAUAAAAUACAAUGGAUCAUCAAAUAUGGAUUGGCUUUUGUAUACACUUUGUAUAGCUGCCGUUAUAGUGUUGACUGCGUUUACUCAUUUAUUGCGUUCUUACCAACAGCGAAAAUCAACUAAAAGAUCUAAAAGCGAAAAAGUAGUUUGGGAAUCGACUACAACUUCUCCGUAUACUGGCACUUACGACGAAAUUGACGAAAAUGUAUUAACAGAUAUCACGCCAGGUUUAUGCGUGACAGCACAGCAAUCUAGGAUGGAAGCUGUAUAUUUUGUUCCACAAGAAAGUACUUAUAGCACAACAAUCACUGGACAAGUUAAAACCGAUUAUCUUGAUCCUGUUUUCGAAGCUGAAAUAGAAGAGGGAGAAAAAUCGGAGGAUCAAAUUUUAACUUGCUCCUCAUCUAUAGGUAGCGAAAGUGUAAGUUCUUCUACAUCUAAGGAAAAUACGCAUGAACAUUCACAUGGAAAUAGAGUACCAGUGACGAUUCAUCAGUUUAUCAAAAGUUCAUCGGGUGAUGGUGAAGAUACUAGCGAAAAUUUAUGUUCUCAUACGUAUCAAUCCCUACAAAAAGACAGUCAGAUUUCAAGUAACAAGUAUGAACAAUUUCAGAAACCAGAAAGUAUGAUCGCACAUGAUACAAAAUUACAGGCAGUUACUCAAUUUAUGUAUGGAACCAGUGAUUUACCGAAUGUAAUAAACAAGUAUGCCGAACCUGACACACCAAUAAACGGUUGUGAUGAAAAGCCGCCAAAUCACAACAAGCUGAAGAAAGGCGAAGAGAACCCUUGUGUUGAUUUUAGUGUCCAGCAAACUAACAAUUAA
Messenger RNA from Mytilus trossulus (common blue mussel), 1247 nucleotides. RefSeq lists its product as uncharacterized. Lineage: Eukaryota; Metazoa; Mollusca; Bivalvia; Mytilida; Mytilidae. The transcript is spliced from 5 exons. Bases 165 to 1247 code for a protein of 360 amino acids. The record is from RefSeq and is a predicted model, not a curated record.